Molecule: messenger RNA, 1924 nt
Organism: Sebastes umbrosus (honeycomb rockfish)
Lineage: Eukaryota; Metazoa; Chordata; Actinopteri; Perciformes; Sebastidae
Gene: htr7c
Product: 5-hydroxytryptamine (serotonin) receptor 7c
Exons: 2
Coding region: 603-1808 (401 amino acids)
Biological process (GO): vasoconstriction; circadian rhythm; G protein-coupled receptor signaling pathway, coupled to cyclic nucleotide second messenger
Cellular component (GO): dendrite; plasma membrane
Molecular function (GO): G protein-coupled serotonin receptor activity; neurotransmitter receptor activity
Source: RefSeq, a predicted model, not a curated record
AUUCUCUGAUACAUACAUUAACUAAUAACGUCAGCACAGUUUGGAGAGGGAACCCAAAUAACCAUAAACUACUUAUCGUUUUGAACGCUUGGAGUUCCUUGAAUCCACUUUGAAACCUCUGUGGUACCACCUCAUAGGUCUGUGUCUGUCUGUGCGCCCUGAGUGAUGCGUCACAUGGAGAGGUGCGGUUUGCUCAUGCAGCGCAACUCCCCCCAAAUAGUCCAUAUUUUCCAGUUAGUGAACUGAGAAACAAGCACUUCUUCUGGAGCGUCUAUGUUUAGAUUCUGUAACUUUUAUUUUUUCCAUUUCCUAGUUUUGGAGUUAUUUGUCCCUAUAUGGAUGGAGCACGCACCUAUACAACACUGUUGAUGGAUCAUUCUUAAACAGAAAGCUGCCAAAAAGAAGAAGAAGAAGAAGAAGAAGAAGAAGCCCUCUCCUCUGAGUUGUUGUGCAGCUGUGAUGUGGUGCAGCUGCAACAGCCUCGCUCUCAAACCGCUGGACAGGAGCCGACAGUGAGCAGGUCGCACACAUCCAAAUAUGCGCGUAAUUGGAGCGCGCUGGCGAGGCGUCCCUUGCAGCCCUUCCGAGAUAACGUCGUCGUGAUGUUCAAUACUUCGGGAAUUGAGCUCACUUUUAACAAGAGGGAGGAUAUUUCCGAAGUUCUCAAUGGCUCCCUUCAGCUGCUGUACAACGUCCUGGUCACCGUCAGUCCAUCCACCGCCAUGUGGAACGAGUCGUGCGGCGAGCUGCAGGACUUCGGCCGCCCGGAGAAGGUCGUCAUCGGGGUGAUGCUGGCGAUCAUCACGGCGGUCACCGUGAUGGGCAACACGCUGGUGGUGAUCGCGGUGUGCGUGGUGAAGAAGCUCAGGCAGCCUUCAAACUACCUGCUGGUGUCUCUGGCGGUGGCGGACCUGUCGGUGGCCAUAGUGGUGAUGCCCUUUGUGAUAGUGACGGACCUCACCGGGGGCAAGUGGCUCUUUGGAGAGGUCUUCUGCAACAUCUUCAUCGGCAUGGAUGUAAUGUGCUGCACCGCCUCCAUCAUGACCUUGUGCGUGAUCAGUGUCGAUAGAUAUCUAGGGAUCACACGGCCCCUCACCUACCCAGCCCGGCAGAACGGCCAGCUGAUGGCGAAGAUGAUCCUGGGAGUGUGGCUGGCUUCAGCAUCCAUCACCCUGCCACCUUUCUGCGGCUGGGCCAAAAACGUCCACACAGCCGGCGUGUGCCUCAUUAGCCAAGACUUUGGCUACACCAUCUAUUCCACAGCCGUAGCCUUCUACAUCCCUAUGCUGGUCAUGCUGAUCAUGUACUACAAGAUCUUCAAGGCAGCUCGCAAGAGCGGCGCCAAGCACCGCUUCACUGACCUUUCGCGCCGUGAGCGCAUCGAAACGGUGACUAAUGAGGCGCUACGAAUGCAGGGCUUGAAGCCGCCCGGUGUGGCGGAGGAGUGCGCGGCCCUGUCCCGCCUGCUGAACCGGGAGCGCCGGAACAUCUCCAUCUUCAAGCGGGAGCAGAAAGCGGCGACAACGCUGGGGGUGAUCGUGGGGGUCUUCGGCGUAUGCUGGCUGCCGUUCUUCAUCCUGUCCACUGCCAGGCCCUUCAUCUGCGGAGUGGAGUGUAGCUGCGUGCCCAUCUGGCUGGAGCGCACGCUGCUCUGGUUAGGCUACGCCAACUCCUUAAUGAACCCCUUCAUCUACGCCUUCUUCAACCGAGACCUGCGCGCCACUUAUCGUGACCUUCUCCGCUGUCGUUAUCGCAACAUCAACCGCCGACUGUCUGCUGUGGGCGUGCAUGAGGCUCUCAAGGUUUAAAGCAGGACACUUCAGCGGCAUGUUUUGACUCUCAAAAUGUGGGAUACGGCGGCCCUGUGCUUGUACACUUGGUGCCUAAAGGGGUGACGUGUAGCCGACACAAUAGAUAAGACAAA